Molecule: messenger RNA, 5868 nt
Organism: Cynoglossus semilaevis (tongue sole)
Lineage: Eukaryota; Metazoa; Chordata; Actinopteri; Pleuronectiformes; Cynoglossidae
Product: roundabout homolog 1-like
Exons: 30
Coding region: 1153-5781 (1542 amino acids)
Molecular function (GO): protein binding
Source: RefSeq, a predicted model, not a curated record
AUUAAAAUACUGCAGAGUGAUGUUUAUGUCAGGGUAAUGGGACUGCACUUCACGGCUGUUCUUUUGGGGAAGAAAAUUGACACAAGAUCACUAAAAGCAAAUUUAAUACUAGUUUUUAAAUACACCUUAAUUUAACGUCAAAUACAUUAGCUUCGGACAUCUGCUUUUGAUUUGUUGUUGUUGUUGAUAUGUAUCUAACAAUAGUUCUUCUCUAAUACUUCUGCAAGAAUGUUAGAACCUCAAAUGACUGUCAUACACCGUUGGCUGUUGCUAAAGAAUACCACAAGUUAUGGUUAAUACAGUAAAAUGUUCCUCGAAAUAUGUAAAAGUGUUGCAAAGGUAGUAUUGCACAUAUAUACUCACAUAUAUACGUGUUGUAUAUAUAUGCAAUACUACCUUUACAAGUAAGGGGUGUGGCUCCCACUGUGGAUAUCAAUUAAAAUUGGAGCAUUUAACUUGAAUUUCUAAUUCGAUGUUUCAAGCCUUUACAUUUGUCUAACUUCUACCAAGUCCUUCUUAUGAGGGAUGCAAAAAUGCAGUCGUGAAUAAAUGUGUGUCCUUGUGCGGUUAAAUGCUGCCUGACUCGCUGGAAUCUCCUGUACGCAGCAGAAAAGCCUGUGACUCACUGACUGCUGUGGAAAAAAAAAAAAAAACCUAAAGUGGAGCAGUGUGCAGGAGCCACAUCCAACCAGAGCCAGUCCGAACAAAACCUCCGGGAAAACAGCGGAACGAAAACGGCACAAAGUGCAGAUUUGAAACCGGUGAACUAAACGCCAAAUGUUCGCUGCUUCUUGGAUUCCACGCUUCUUGUUCUGAUAGCGCGCGGUAACCAAUGAAUUCCACGAAGUUGUCGGCAACUGGGUGUGAGGAGGAGCCGAGUGGAAGAACGUUGGAGUGGGAUACUUUUCCGAAGAAUGCGAAAUAACCACGAUGCCCUCUGGCUGAUGUAAACUUUGGUUUGAAGAGAAAGCCAGAAGAUUUUUUUUUUGUGCAUUUCAGUUCGUGGACUCUCUCUCUCUCUCUCCCUGCAGCCCGACUCUUCCUCGGCACUUCAUCAUCAUCUUUCUCCUCUGUCUGCAGCCCAAAGUUGAGGUUUACAUGAUUCCCUUCGCGCCGCGUCUGGAUUUUCAGCGUCCACGGCUGGUUUGAACGAUGUCUGCCAGUCUAACGGCGGUUUAUUGUCUACUGUCAUUUCUGCAGAUGUGUUCAGGGUCUCGUCUUCGCCAGGAAGACUUCCCCCCUCACAUUGUGGAGCACCCCUCCGACCUCAUUGUGUCCAAAGGAGAACCGGCGACUCUUAACUGUAAGGCAGAAGGUCGUCCAACCCCCACGGUGGAAUGGUACAAAGACGGAGAACGCGUGGAGACCGACCGUGACAACCCUCGCUCCCACCGGAUGUUACUGCCCAGUGGCUCCCUCUUCUUCCUACGCAUCAUCCACGGGCGACGGAGCAAGCCUGACGACGGCAGUUAUGUGUGUGUUGCUCGAAACUACCUGGGCCAGGCCAUAAGUCACAAUGCAUCACUGGAAGUAGCAAUUUUGCGCGAUGAAUUCAGACAGAACCCCGUAGAUGUCAUGGUUGCAGCGGGCGAGCCCGCAGUACUGGAGUGCCAACCACCCCGAGGACACCCUGAACCCACGAUCUCCUGGAGGAAGGAUGGAGCCUAUUUAGAUGACCGAGACGAACGUAUCACAAUACGCAGUGGCAAGCUGAUGAUCACCAACACUAGGAAAAGCGACGCCGGAAAGUACAUCUGCGUUGGAACCAACAUGGUGGGAGAAAGAGAAAGCGAAGCUGCCGAAUUAACGGUGCUUGAGCGGCCAACUUUCGUCAAGCGACCCAGCAGCAUGGUUGUGUUGCCGGAGGAGAGUGUUGAAUUCCACUGUGUUGUUCAAGGGGACCCCGUACCAACGAUCCGCUGGAGAAAGGAUGAAUCAGAACUGCCUCAGGGCAGAUUCGAAAUCCUCAAGGACUACACUUUGAUUGUCCACAAAGUGACCUCCACAGAUGAGGGUUCCUACACGUGCAUGGUUGAAAAUAUGGUCGGGAAGUCCGAGGCUUCCGCUGUGCUCACGGUGCACGUAAACACUGUGCCUCCAGCAUUUGCCAUCCGCCCCAGAAACCAGGUAGCGACAGUAGGCAGGACGGUCACCUUCCAGUGUGAGGCCACGGGCAACCCGCAGCCUGCUAUCUUCUGGCAGAGGGAAGGCAGCGAGAGUCUUCUGUUCUCCUACCAGCCACCACAGCCCUACACUCGUCUGUCUGUCUCCCAGAUGGGCAGUUUGACCAUUACUGAUGUUCAGCACUCUGAUGGCGGCGUGUACAGCUGCCAGGCUCUCAAUAUUGCUGGCAGCGUUAUUACCAAGGCACUGCUUGAGGUCGCAGACUUUGGAUCAGACCACCCUCCUGUGAUCGUUCAGGGUCCCAUCAACCAGACUGUAUCUGCGGACAGCUUAAUUGUGAUGCGCUGCAAAACCACCAGCCCUCCAUCUUCUAAAGUCCACUGGAAGAAGGACGGUGCUCCGCUGUCGUCAGGAGACCCUCGUUUAUCUGUAACAGACACAGGAACUCUUCAAAUUCACCACGCCAAGCUGGGUGAUACAGGAUUUUACUCCUGUGUAGCUUCUGGUCCAAAUGGAGAGGCUUCCUGGACGGCAUACCUGCAAGUAACAGAUUCUGAAGUCCAUGCAGUUCAUCCCGCCGACCCAAAUGGGAUUCCCGGUGCUCCUCUCAAACCAGAAGUGACUGAUAUUGGCCAAACCUCUGUCACUCUGUCAUGGAAAAGUAACCCCAGUGCUUGGGCACCACCAUCAUCUUACCUAAUUGAGGCAUUCAGCUACACUUUAGGGAGCAAAUGGAUGACCAUGGCUGAGCAUGUAAAAACCCAGUCCUUUGUCCUGAGGAACUUGAAGUCUGGAACUGUGUACCUGUUCAUGGUCAGAGCCGUGAAUGCUCAUGGCCUCAGUGACCCCAGUCCGAUCUCUGAUGCCGUCAGAACGCAGGUAGACAACACAGCCACCAUGCAAGGCGUAGACCACCGCCAGAUCCAGAGGGAGCUGGGAGACGUAGUGAUCCACCUGCAGACACCAGCUGUGCUGUCUUCAUCUGCCGUCAGGCUGCAGUGGAGGGUGGAGCAGCAGUCUCCCUACAUCCAGGGUUACAAGGUGCUUUACAGGGCGUCGGCUGAGCACGGCCAGCCUGAGGGGCGCUGGAGUGUCCUCCAUGUGCGCAACCCAAGGGAGGACGGCGUGGUCAUCAGUCAGCUGAAGAAAGGUUCCAUCUAUGAGUUCAAAGUGUGUCCCUUUUUCGAUGAGUUCCAAGGAGCUGACAGUGAGGUGAAGGUGGUGAAGACAUUUGAAGAAGCCCCUAGUAAAGCUCCUCAGAGUGUUACAGUGACAAAGAGUGAUGUCAAUGGAACUGCCAUCCUAAUUGCUUGGAAACCACCUCCGGGCUCAGAGGAGACCGGAGUCAUCCAGGAGUACAAGAUCUGGUGCCUGGGUAAUGAGAGUCGGUACCAUGUGAACCAGUCUGUCGAUGGCUCCUCCUUCUCCGCUCUCAUUUUCAGCCUUGCACCAGGAAUUCGCUACAGUGUGGAGGUGGCAGCCAGCAACGGUGCAGGACUUGGGGUCAAGAGCGAUGUCACCUUCUUUCAGCUAGACUCUUCCGGCCAGAUGAUGGACAUCAGUGAGGACAGAGACUCGUGGUCUCAGAUUUCUCAUGUGGUGAGGCAGCCUGCGUUCAUCGCUGGCAUUGGCACCACCUGCUGGAUAAUGCUCAUGAUUUUCAGUGUGUGGCUCUACCGCCACCGGAAGAAGAGAAAUGGCCUGAGCAGCACGUACAUUGGCAUCCGCAAAGUUCCCUCGUUUACCUUCACACCUUCAGUAGCAUUUCAAAGAGGGGAGUCCGUGUGCAGUUCUGGCAGACCUGGCCUUCUCGGUAUGGGUGAACCUCUGAACCACCUGUGGCCCCCAGACAACUGGCCCAACGCGUGUUCCAAUCACAAGACCUGCAGCAUUGACUGCUGCAAUAACGGCAACGACACCAGUGACAGCAACGUGACGACCUACAGCCGACCAGCUGACUGCAUUGCCAACUAUGGAAACCAUGCAGAAAACAAACAGUUGGGCCAGCUUCCUCCUGGGUCAGCCGUCUACAGUGACGUGAACCUGUCGAACAAACUUAACGACAUCAAGAUCUUUAACAACGCCAACAUGUGCUACGCCAGUCAGGGCAGAGACUCGGCAGACACGUAUGAGCCCAUUCCAUACGCCACCACGCAGCUAAUCCAGGUUAGCAUCAAGAACAAAGCCUCCUCUGGCGGAGCCCAGGACGACCCUCUGGACAUGCCGUUCUGGAAGCCCCCUGUCCCUCCGCCGAUUCCAAAGGAGAUGGCGGCACAGAUGCAGUACAAUUUAAUAAAGCAGAGCAUGAUGCACAAAGAUCUGCAGGGAAGUGAGUCAGUGAUGCACCCCAAAAACAUGGGCUACAGUCAGCCCCACAAUUACAGCACAGCAGGCUCACACCAGAGCUCAGACCAAGGCAGCAACAGCACCUCAGGGAGUCAGACUCAAAGGAGCACAACACAGGGACCCAAAACGCCAAAACAUAAUGUGUUAGGCUGGAGAGACGCUCUGCCGCAGGCUCAUGCUGAUGCCUGUGACUGUGAUGACUACAGCUUACCCAAGGACAAAAGUUUUGAUGAAGAGGAGAGAAUGAAUAUCUGCCCUACUCCACCUGGGCAAAGGUCGGUUUUACUACCCUCUGAAGUGUCCCUGAGUCAGCAUAAUACAGCAUCACCACAGGACAACUGGAGCAGUGAUGUCCACAGUGAAGCCAGACAGAUAAGCCAACACAAUACCAUCCAUCCCUGUCCUGUCUCUCCAUCACACACAUACAGCUCCAUACCCCUCUGCGUGGACACUGAUGAACAGGAGGACGCCGAGGAGGAGGAAACAGAUGCAGAGCUUGCUGACAGCCGGUACAGCCAACACCACAACGGGCAGAAGCACAAACAACAGCUGCUCCAUCCCUCUUCACGCAAACUGCUCUUCCACGGCCUGGACCCGACACCAGACUCCAGCACCGGGGAUCUGGACAGAUCAGUCACGGGCUCAAUGGUUAACAGCUGGGGCUCAGCAUCUGAGGACAACAUUUCUUCAGGCAGGUCCAGCAUUGUGAGCACAUCAGAAGGUUCCUUCUUCACCGAUGGCGAUUUCAACCAAGCUGUAGCCUCCUCCAGAGAUAUCGUGGGCCUGCGGAUGUGCAGAUACCCCGAGGAGAGAGUGCGACAGCACCAUCGGCCCAGCAGCCCUCUGUCUACAGACAGCAACAUGAGUCCGGCUGUAACACAUAAAAGACCCAGGAGGCAUAAACAAAACCAGUGUGGUCAACAAGGCUCCAAACUGAGAGACAUCUUCAAUGAUGACUCCUGCAUGCCUUUGAACUUCUCCAGCCAGAUGUCCCACAGUGACUUUAAAGCAAGGGGGGCCACACUGCCUCGAAUGGGGUCUGGGGAGCCACAAGGUCGACGAAAGAGCAGUGAAACUCACAGGGAUGGAGAGGACACAUCCACCGUGGGACAGGACAAGCACAAGACUCCGCUGGGAAGGAAAGAGAGUAACAAAUGCCGACAGCACUCAGAAUUCAGGGACAUACUAUUGUACAGUCGUCCCUCGUUCCCAUUAGGGAAGACUGAGAAUUCCGACUCAUCCACUCUAAUGUCAUGUGGCGACUCACAGACCAAACAAGGAGGCCAGGUAGCAUCAAAAGGACAGAACUAAAGGGUCCUGAAAAGCUAAAAACCACUUAAACACACAAGGAUCAACCGCCAAGUUUCUCCAGGCAAAAUAAGUAUACCAUAUGAGGGG